This is a messenger RNA of Gastrolobium bilobum, 1250 nucleotides long. Its product is annotated as protein SRG1-like. The transcript is spliced from 4 exons. The record is from RefSeq and is a predicted model, not a curated record. NCBI's taxonomy places the organism in Eukaryota, Viridiplantae, Streptophyta, Magnoliopsida, Fabales, Fabaceae. Bases 13 to 1071 code for a protein of 352 amino acids.
UCAAGUACUAACAUGGCAGGAUCUCAAGCUUCGGAGGAGGCAGUGAUAGUUGGUAAACCUGUCCAAGAGCUGGUCUUGAAUUCUGAAAACUUGCCAAAAAAUUAUAUCUACGAUGAAGGUGGUGCUGGAUUUCGAGAUGCUCUUUUAUCAUCAGAGGAUAUUCCAGUGGUUGACCUUGACCAACUCACUUCUCCAUCUACAGCACAACAAGAACUUGCAAAACUCCGCUAUGCACUCAGUUCAUGGGGCUACUUUCAGGCAAUAAACCAUGGUGUGACAAGCUCAUUUCUGAACAAAUUGAGAGAAGUUUCAAAGCAAUUCUUUGAACUUCCGAUGGAAGAAAAGCAAAAGUAUGCAAGGGAACCAAACGAUAUUGAAGGAUAUGGAAAUGAUAUGAUAUUUUCAGAAAAUCAAAGGCUGGACUGGACUGACAGAGUAUACAUCAAGGUGCAUCCUGAAGACCAGAGGAAGUUAAAAGUUUGGCCCGAAAAACCAAAUGAUUACAGGAGUACUGUACUAGAGUAUACCGAAAGGUUAAGGCUGCUAAAGGAAGUAAUUUUAAAGGCCAUGGCAAAGUCACUGAACUUGGAAGAGAACUGUUUCCUAAACGAAUGUGGGGAGAAACCUUCAAUGUUUAUGAGAUUCAACUACUACCCUUCAUCUCCUAUGGCUGAUCAUGUUCUUGGUCUGAAGCCACAUGCUGAUGGAUCAAUUAUAACAUUUCUGUUGCAAGAUAAAGAAGUAGAAGGCCUCCAAGUCCUCAAAGAUAAUCAGUGGUUUAAAGUUCCAGUAAUCCCUGAUGCUCUCGUGAUUAAUGUUGGUGAUCAAUUAGAGAUAAUGAGCAAUGGAAUUUUCCGGAGCCCAGUACACAGAGCAGUUAUAAAUGCAGAAAAGGAGAGGCUUACAGUAGCUAUGUUCUGCAUUCCAGAUUCAGAAAAAGAGAUUAAACCAGUGGACAAGCUAGUGAAUGAGUCAAGGCCAACAUUAUACAGACCCGUCAAAAACUAUACUAAGAUCUAUUUCCAGUAUUACCAGCAAGGAAAAAGACCAAUUGAGGCUUCAAAGAUUUAGCUUUUAAUGUGCUUGUCCACGGUGGUGAUUCCAAAAACACAAAUAAAUUGAGAAACACACUUUAUUUUUCUCGAUAAAUCCUAAGAUAUGACUGGCAGCUUAAAUUAAAUUCGUGUUAACUUGUAUGAUGAUUUAUUGGGAGAUAUAGUAUGUGGAGUUUAAUUGCAUGCAAUGAGGUG